This is a messenger RNA of Linum trigynum, 3210 nucleotides long. The record is from the annotation of a GenBank genome assembly. NCBI's taxonomy places the organism in Eukaryota, Viridiplantae, Streptophyta, Magnoliopsida, Malpighiales, Linaceae.
CUUCAAACGAGAAGAAAAGAACAGUACCACAGUACAACAUCCAACUCCUCCUCUAGUGUAACCACAGAUCAUACCCUUCGGUGAAGUUCACAUAACUGCGCACGCCAUGUGUAAGCCAUCUCUUAGCAACAAUCUCACUGUGAAACGUGGGGAGCCAGUCAUGGUUUCGCCGCCUGAAGAGGAAACCAUGAAGAAUAAAGGCGUCUUCCCUCUUUCAAACCUCGACCAGAUUGCAUGUUGGGUACGUUCCAUUUAUGGGUUCAAGUCCGACAAGAGAGGGAAUCAAACGGCCGGCCAAGUGUUCAAAAACGCCUUGAGAAAGCUGCUUGUCCACUACUAUCCGUUGGCCGGUCGGCUGAUCGUCGUCUCGCAGGGAAAGUUUGCCGUGAGUUGCUACGAACAAGGUGCCGUCUUCGUGGAGGCUGAGGCGGACUUUGCCAUGCAAGAUAUUGAAGAGCUGGUGAAGACCGAUCCUAGCAAGCUCAUGGACUUUGUCUAUGAUGAUGGUAUUUACUCCAACGCCAAGCCUUUGCCACAAUGCCCGCUUCUGGUUGCCCAGGUGACAAAGCUCAAAUGCGGAGGAUUCGUUUUCGGAAUGUGUAUCUGUCACUGCUUGGUUGAUGGUUUCACAGCAACGGAGGUGGUGAACUCGUGGGCGGAGAUCGCAAGAGGGCUGUCGAUCUCAGUGCUUCCUUGCAUGGACAAGAGCGGUUUGCUACCGCGUAACCCACUAAAGGUUGAGUUCCCUCAUCCAGAAUUUACCGAGAUAGAAAAUAGGACAUCUACCGUCGACGACUUCUCAAAAGAGAACAUGGUGCGUAGGGUUUUUCAUUUUAACCGCAGAUCGUUGAACGAGCUAAAAUCAAAGGCUAUGGAAGGUGGAGUUCUCUCCAAGUGCUCCACUUUUGAAUGCCUUACGACUUUCAUUUGGAGAGCUCGAACCAAGGCGCUGAACAUGUUUGGCGAUCAAGAAACCAAGCUCAUAAUACCGGUGAAUGUGAGGGAGAAAAUGAACCCGCCAUUGCCCAAAGGGUACUUGGGGAAUGGAAUUGCUGGGGCUUGCACGAUUCGUGAAGCUAGGGACUUGAACGACGAGUACUCAUUUGCAACAACGGUGAAGCUGGUUCAAGAUUCGAUCAAAAUGAUUGGAAAUGCUAGUGUGAGAUCUUGGAUUGAUUGUUAUGAGACGCGUAGAAGUUUUCAUCCCUUGGCUCAUACUAUGAUUGCGACGACUUGGUCCAGGAUUCCCUUUUGCACCACUGAUUUUGGUUGGGGGGAUGCCAUUCUUAUGGCGCCCAUGGCGUUGCCCUAUGAUGAGAUGGUGAUAUUUUUUCAGGACAAUGGAAAGGAGCGAUACGGAGAUAUGUGUGUUUAUGUGGCUCUGCCGGAAUCGGCUAUGGUGAUCUUUCAAGACCUUGUGAAUGGUCUAGCUAGACAUUAAUUGUUGUGUAAUAUUUCUUUUAAUCUCUGUCCAGUUCGUAUUUUUUCGAUUAUGUAUUUUGCCCCCUUUUGUGCUCCUCGACCUUGUGUACUAAUUUAUUAAAUAACAAUAUCAUUUGCACUAAAUGAAUUCUCAUGUGCCAGCGGAGCCUAUUUGUGUAGUACUGCUAAGGUCAUCUUCAUACAACCUUAUCGCCACUGUAAAAGUGAAAAGUUAUGAUGAAAUCAAGUUUUAUUUCAUCAAAACUACUAAACUAGAGCAUCAACGAGUCCUACAUCUCAUUCCACCCAAACAAACAGACACAAAAAAAAAAUCUAAGGAAUUAGAAGCUUAAAAGUGUACAUAACUCUGCUACACACAAUCAGAAAAUGUCACUGAAACAAUAGACCCCUUAUAGACACAACACUGGUAGCCUCCAAAUCUCCUAUCAACUCCAUCUUCUGAGUUAAUUCAGGGAUAUAUAAAACUCUUCUUUCCAUUUAAACGGCGACACAUUUCUCUCCAUGUUUCACUGAGAAACAUUUUCUAGACAAGUCUCUCAAUCUUGCAACUCUGAAAUCCAUCUACAGCCUCGAUCACACCCUCCUAUCAAUCUCCCCUUAGCUUGUAUGCCCAACUAUGGGGGAAAAUAUCAACAAAACCAGCUACACAAACUCUCAACUGAAGAAAAUAUGGUAUCUAGAUUUUGGGCUAACCAGACAUGGAAGCAACACACAUCAACACCAUGAUUCCACUUUUGAAUUGUAUCCAAAGUACUUAUCAUGUCCAAUUUGCACCAACUAUGAUAAAAGAGAAUUAGAAAAUGGCUUACAACCCAGCUUAAACCAGGAAACUUUUCCCCUCUUGGUCUUAAGCUAUCCCAAACUUCACUAAGUGAAUACUUGUCAUUAACAUGUCAUGUCAUAAGUUACUUUUAAGUUCUUACUAACUUCUGGUGAUUAUUUCUUCCAUUAUAUUUUGAGACUAGAUGUUAUAAAUGCAUUUUCGAAUACAUCAACACCUUCUUCUUAUUCUUCUUCUUUGUGUUAAUUGUCGUCGACUCUUUCAUGGCUUCCAACGAGUCUAGCGUGCUCUUCUUUUUAUUCAUUUUAUUGUUAAUCGACGAACCGUCCAGAUUAAUAACUGUAGUCGUCAUUAAUUUCUCACUUUCGUAAGAUUGGAGUGGGGGGACGAAAAUGAGGUCAGUCUUUAUUUCUUUAAUAAAAGACAGAUAAAUGAGUAUUUAACGAGAAAAUAUCACACUUAGAUAUAUUUUUAGAACAAAAAAAAUUGAGGCAUUUUUUACCAGUCAAUACUAUAUGAUAUUAAAUAGUUGCAUACCAUAUGGUAAGAAAGCGUACCAUGAUGGUAUGAACAUACCAAGACUAUAGGAAUGUUGAAUACAUGAUAGUAGGAUCAUACUAACUGUCAUUUACAACUUUCAUCAUUGUAUACCACAAGUUACCACCCUCAUACUAGAGUGCAGUGGCGGAUCUAGGGCUGGGCCACCCCGGGCCAUGGCCCAGCCCUCCUCCGAUCCCGAGUUAUUAUAGUACGUAUGAAUUUUUUAAUUUUAGGUGUUCGGUCUAGUAAUAUUUAAAAGUUGGUUUAAUGUUCUUUGAUAAUAUGAUUUUGUGUAACUUGAAAAAUGGUCUAGCUGAAUAUAUCCAAACCACUAUUCUAAAUUUAGACUAAAAAUUCAAGCCCCAAUAGUUUUCAUUUGAAAAGAAUAAAAUAAACAAUGAAACAUAAAAGCCUUUCACGUAAAUGACUAAAAGUGUAAAAUUUCA